Ichthyophthirius multifiliis is the source of this 4695-nucleotide messenger RNA. RefSeq lists its product as hypothetical. Gene Ontology annotation, cellular component: membrane; intracellular membrane-bounded organelle. Gene Ontology annotation, biological process: calcium ion transmembrane transport. Gene Ontology annotation, molecular function: P-type calcium transporter activity; ATP hydrolysis activity; ATP binding. NCBI's taxonomy places the organism in Eukaryota, Ciliophora, Oligohymenophorea, Hymenostomatida. The record is from RefSeq and is a predicted model, not a curated record. The transcript is spliced from 18 exons.
AUGGGGGAUAUUAUUUAAUUUUAAAAUAUUCCAUAUGAAGGUUUAAAAAAAGCUAAUUUGUUUCCAACUAUUGAUGAUUGUUCAAAGUCAGGUGUAACAGGAUUAUGUAUAAAAUAAUAAUUUGAUGAUAGAAUUGAAUUAGUUGCAAGCUAUUUUGAUGGAAGUAUUGUAUUUUUUGAUUCUAAUAUAUAUGAACCUUAAUGGUCUUUGUAUUUAAGUUAGUCUUUGAAUUCUAAUCAUUACGGAGUUUACUUUAUUAAUGCUAUGGAUAGAGAUCUUAUUCUGUUAAUUUCAGAUGAUACUGUUGAAAUUUGUGAAGGAAAAGAUAUUACUAAUUUCGAAACUGAACAAGAAAAUAAACUACAUUCAAACUUUAUUCAUGGGGAAAUACAUAAUAUGGAUGCAUGGGUAGUUUAAUAUAAGAAAAUAAUAUUUUAUAUCCAGAGAAAAUUAAAAAAUCUAAAUUUGAAGAAUAUAUAUCAGAAGAAUAAUAUAGUUAAAUCAAAUUCACUCAUAUUGCUGCAAGUGAAAACUUUUCUUUAGUAGCAAUUGAUAAUUAAUAUUUAUUUUCGUUUGGAAAAGAAGAUAGAUCUAGAUUAGGAUUGGGAUAAUUUAAUAUAAAUUAUACAGACAAAGUCUACUUAGUUUAACUUCCGUUUUCUAAUAUAAUUAUAAAAGGGAUAGCAUGUGGAAAAAAUCAUUGCUUGUUAUGGGAUUCGGAUGGGUCUAUAUAUUCAUGGGGAGAUGGCUAAGAUGGGAAAUUGGGCCAUUCAAGUUUUAAAGAUUAAAGCCUUGGAAGACUAGAAAAUAAUAUAGGCUAGCUGUGGAGAAAGACACAGUUGUGCAAUAAAUUUUAAAGGAGAAAUAUAUUCAUGGGGCAAAACAAUUUAUAUAAAAGAAAAAAAAUAAUCUGGUUUAAAAAUAGAUUAUUUAAGACCUAAAAAACUUUAAUUUUGUGUAAAAUCUAAUAAUAAUAUAUAAAUUGGAACUCAUGCAAUUAAAAUAUCAAGCUUUGGAUACUCUAAUGCUGUUAUUGAUGAUAAAGGAUAUUUAUAUACAUGGGGAGAAAAUGUAAAUAAUUCUUUAGGCCAUAAUACUACAAAAGAGUAUAACUAUCCUUUAUGCAUAGAAGAAUUAAUAAACGAAAAAUGUGUAGACGUUGCAUGUGGAGAUUAAUUCAUGGUUGUUAUUUGUUGCGAAAAAUAGAAUAAAGAAAUUAUUAUUGAUGAAGUCUCAUAAAAAAUAAAAAUUCAUUAAGAUGAAUUUGAAUAUCAUGAUUAAUUGAAAUAAAUAGAAAUAAAUAAAAAUCUCAAAAAUGAUCCCCGAAUUUAUAGAACUUAGAAACCUAAAGGAGUUUUAGUUGAUGAGGAUGAAGAUGAAAAAAAUAUAAUAUCAAGAAAAUAGAAAAAAGAACAUCAUUUUAAUUUCAGAAAUUCUAUUCUACCUGUUUCUGCAAAUGCUUUUGAUAUCAUAUUACCACAAAAUUUAUAGUUAAAAUUAGAAUUUUUAAAAAUUAACGAUGAAAACUUAAUGGAGAUUGCAACUUAAGCAGAAACUGUUGUAAAGCAGAUUAUUAUUGAUCAAGAGGAUGAAUAACCAAUCUUCCAGUUUAACAUAGACCCUUAAGAAUUAGCAAGUCUUUUUGAAAUAGAUAAUAUAAGAGACAAAAUAAGUUAAAAUAAAUUAAUGGUUUUAGGAGGUGCCCAGGCCAUUGUCGAUUAACUUUUUUCAAAUGUAAAAACCGGAAUAAAUUCUAAACCUGAAGAGUUACAUGAACGAGGAGAAUUUUAUGGCAAAAACCAGCCUAUGCAAAAAAAACUAAAAACAUUAUGGGAAAUGAUUUUCGAAUGUUUUGAAGAUUUAAUGCUUUAAAUAUUAUGCAUUGCUUCGUUCGUAUCAACUACGAUAGGGAUAAUGGAAGACGGCUUAGAAAAGGGUUGGAUGGAAGGCGGUACAAUAUUAUUGGCAGUAACAAUAAUAGUUAGUUUAUAAUCCGGUAAUAAUUAUGUAAAAGAAAAAUAAUUCUAAAAGUUAACAGCUAAACGUGAAGAAUUAUUUGUAUAAGUAAAUAGAGAUGGGAAAGUGAAACAGAUAGACUGUAAAGAGUUAGUUGUAGGCGAUAUUUUACACAUUUAAAUCGGUGAUGUUAUGCCUGUGGAUGGUAUACUUUUAGAAGGAAGUGAAAUAACAAUGGAUGAGUCUAGUAUUACAGGAGAAAGUGAAGCUGUAACUAAAUGUCCUGCGUUAUAAGGAGAAAUAUAAUCGGCAACUUUUUUCCUUAUUUCUGGGUCCAAAGUCAUGGAUGGAAGUGGUUUGUUGCUAGUUUGUACAGUAGGAUCGAAUACAUAAUUAGGAAAACUUAAAGAAAAAUUACAAGAUGAAUAACCACCUACUCCAUUAUAAUAAAAACUUGAAACUGUUGCUGAAGAUAUUGGUAAAAUAGGUACAAUUGCAGCUGGAUUAACUAUGAUUGCUUUAAUUAUUCAUUUAGUUGUUAAUAUUAUUAUUGGAAAUCAUUGUUUUGCAUGCAUAUCAAGUUUAAAGGUGUUAAUUAAUAGUUUUUUAAUUGCUGUUACUAUUGUCGUUGUGGCAGUUCCUGAAGGACUUCCUUUAGCCGUGACUAUAGCUUUGGCAUUUUCAGUAAAUAAAAUGAAAGAUGAAAAUAAUUUAGUUAAGUAACUUUCUUCCUGUGAAAUUAUGGGAGGUGUGACCAAUAUAUUCUCAGAUAAAACAGGAACAUUGACCUAAAAUAUAAUGACAGUAUCGAAUAUUUAUAUUGAUAAUCGAAUAUAUAGAAGAGAUUAAAUCCGAAGAGAUUAAAUAGCCUAGAACUUAACAAAUUUACUAGCAGAAUGUAUAUGCAUAAAUUCAUCCGCAUACCCAAAUAAAAAUGUACUUACAAAUAAAUGGAUAUAAACAGGCAACAAAACUGAAUGUGCGUUAAUCGAACUUGUUGAUUAAUUGGGUUUUGGAUAUUAAGCAUUUAGGCCUUCCGAUAAUAUAGUUAGAAUUCUUCCUUUUAGCAGUACAAGGAAAAAAAUGACUACUGUGUAUCGUUAUAGUCCUAAUUUUUUUAGAAUUUAUGUAAAAGGAGCUAGUGAGGUAAUUUUGGAAAGAUGCACGUAUAUUAAAUGUAGAAAUGAAAAUAUGGUCAUUAAAAGAUUCGCUGAUUAGGCUUUAAGAACGCUUGCAUUAGCAUAUAAAGAUAUUGAAAUUAUACCAGGAUUAAAUGCAGGAAAUUUAAAUGAAAAUUAUUUAGAAACUAACCUUACUUUGAUAGCUAUUGCAGGCAUUAAAGAUCCUUUAAGGCUGGAAAUUCCCAGAGCUAUAAAAACAUGUUAUACAGCUGGAAUUAAAGUUAGAAUGGUUACUGGAGAUAAUAUUAAUACUGCAAUUGCGAUAGCGAAGGAUUGCGGAAUUUUAAAUGCAGAUGCUAAAAUUAAUAAUAAUAAUUAUGAAGUAAUGGAAGGAAAAAAAUUUAGAGAGUUAGUAGGAGGAAUUACUUAUGAAAAUCCUUAUGCAUAAAGUAUUGAAGAUAGAGGAGCUGCCAAGGUCACUAAUUUUGAUAUUUUUUAAAAUAUAGUUAAAGAAUUGAAAGUUUUAGCAAGAUCUACUCCUGAUGAUAAAUAUGUCCUUGUUACAGGAUUAAUUUAAAUGUAGGAAGUAGUAGCAGUUACUGGAGAUGGUACAAAUGAUGCUCCUGCGUUGAAAAAAGCAGAUGUAGGGUUUGCAAUGGGAAUAACUGGUACUGAAGUGGCAAAAGAAGCUGCUGGAAUAAUUUUAUUAGAUGAUAAUUUUGCGAGUAUCAUUACUGCGUGUAAAUAUGGGAGAAAUAUAUACGAUUCUAUAAGAAAGUUUAUUUAAUUUUAAUUAACAGUUAAUGCUGUUGCAUUGUUUAUGUGUUUUAUGGGUGCUGUAGUUUUAAAAUAAUCCCCUUUAAAUUCAAUAUAAAUGCUUUGGGUAAAUUUAAUCAUGGAUACAUUUGCUUCUUUGGCACUUUCGACAGAAUCUCCUAACGAUAAUCUCUUACUUAGAAAACCUUAUGGAAGAAAUGAUUCAAUAAUAACGCCAAAUAUGUGGAGAAAUAUUUUUGGAUAAAGUCUAUAUUAAAUUAUAAUGUUAAGCUUAAUUCUAUUUAAAUUCCCUAAUUGGUUAGGGAUUUAAAGCUCUAUAGGAAUGAAACAUUUUACAUAAGAAAAAUGUGUACAUUUUACUAUAUUUUUUUAGGCUUUUGUUUUAAUGUAAGUCUUUAAUGAAUUUAAUGCAAGAAAACUAGAAAAACAUGAAAUUAAUGUCUUUUCUGGAUUAUUUAAUAAUGCUUUAUUUUGGUUAAUUAUUAUUGGUACUUUUAUAAUUUAAUAUUUAAUGGUUGAAUUUGGUGGAGAAUAUGUAGGAGUUAGCAAAUUAAGCUUAUUAUAACAUUUAAUUUGUAUAGCUUUAGGGUUAGGAUCAUUGUUUAUGGGAGUUUUAAUAAAAAUAUAUCCUAAUUCUUUAUUUAAUAAAAUUAAAUUAUUUAGAGAAGAUCCAAUGGAACAUAAAAAAAUGGAAAGAUCCUAUAGUAGUAUUGUAAGAAGAAGAUCUUCAAUAAGAUAUAACUGUUAAGGGCUUACAACUAAUUAAUAAAAUAUACCGGAAUAAUAAUAAUAAUAAUAAUAAUAAUAAUAAUAAUAAUAAUAAUAAUAAUAAUAAUAAUGA